CUCUCUCUCUCUCUCUCUCUCUCUCUCUCUUUUAUUUUCUCUUGAUUUCCUCUCGGAUUUUCUUCGAUUCCAAGCGAUCCGGCCGUUCGAUCGUUGAUCCGACUUCGCUUUCACCGUUAAAGUGCCCCCGAUCUACAAGGAGGGAAUUCUCCUUUUGAUUAUUGGUCCAGCAGAUCUUCUGGUAUGAUGUCAUACCCUCUUUUGAUUUCGGAUGUAUUAUAGGAUGCUCUGUGGAGACAUACCCAUGUUGUAGAGUCUGAUGUUUUGUCUUUAUUUUUGUUGGCACAUAAUUGUGCCAAGGGCCCGAGAUACGGGAUCGGGUAUGUAUUAUUGACAGCAGUGUGAUAGAUAUUCUUAUUUUGUACAGCUGCUGUAUAUGAAAUAUUGAGAUAUUAUGUUAGAAGGUGAAUUGGUAUUUUAUUUAUGUUCUAUAUCUUGUCAGUAAUAUUGUUUUAUUCAAAUCGAGCUAGAGAAGAGGCUUACUAGUCCAUUUUAGGGCCGCUGGGCCUAGGGAUUAGUGCCGGUCAUGACAUACCAGAUUUCGGGUCGUGACAUCUCAAUGCUGGGUCCUCGCUCUUUCGAUGCUGGUGGUGCUCAGUGCUCGUCACUUGCCUGGGUUCAUUGCUUGGUGGCUGGUGCUUCUCGGUGCUUGUUGUCGCUAGUUGGUGUCGGCCAGAUCUUUCUCAUUCUCAGGUAAUUCCCAGAGAGCCAGAUCUUCCUCAUCAGUAGGAACCUUUUCCAAUUCAUAGGUUCUGUACGCAAUAGCUACACAACGCAAACUCCCGGAAGCCCAAUCCACAAAAUGAACAUUGAGCAGAAAAUUUUCAAAGACAACAAAGAUCGCCUAGACUACAGAUUUUUAAAGACAACAAAAAAUUAUUCUUGAAUUUAAAAAAGAUGUUUAGAAUCCUACAAAAUUGUUUUGAUUCUAACUGAUGGCUACACUUAUUUGUUAAUGCCAAAUAAUGUUACAAAGCAAUUCCUUAGUGUUAGUGCCUUACGGCUCUUACCUUGCUGCGUUUACCCUUUAGCUUGAUUAGUUAAUUACCUAUAUUUUGCCUCUAUCUUACUUACAUAUUUGCCUCUAUUUUAGUUUUCAUUUAGUUGAUUUAUUGUCAUUGAUUUGUAGUGUGAAUGUGUGGUGGCAGUGGUGCUACACUGCUACUUGCUGCAAGUUGUUUGUUUGAAUUUUUAUUUUAAAUAAUACAUUAGAAGAAAAAUUAAGAUGUUUGAAUUUAUUUUGGAUGACAAGUUUCAAGAUUAUUUACUAAUACUUGAUAAAAAAAUGUCAACGACUGGUUCUUCAAACCCUAAAGUUACAAGAAAAAAUGCAUCAGGAAAUAGAUAUGAUAUGGGAUGGCAAUAUACCAUUGAUGUGGAAAAUAACUCAAGAAAAGUUCAGUACAAAUUUUGUAGUAAGAUCUUUAGUGGAGGUAUUUUUCGUUUUAAGCAUCACUUAGCUUGUACUCACAAAAAUAUGGAACCUUGUCUAAAAGUUCCAGACGAUACUAGAAAGGAAAUUUUGGAAAUUUGGGUGAAGAAUGCUGAAGCUACUGAACGAAAAAGAAAGAUAAUUAACAGUAUUGACGAUUCUGAGAAUAAGAAUGAUGAGAUACAACAAGUUAUAUCAAAACAAAAAGGUAAGAAUACUAUGGAUACUUUUAUGACAAAGGGGAAGUGGUCAUCAAGUGCAACUGGAAGUGGUCAAACAACUAUUAAUCAAAUGUUGAAAAGAGAAUUAAGAGAAGAUUGUUGUCAACAAAUUGCUAGAUUUUUCUAUGCAUGUGCCAUUCCUUUUAAUUGUGUAAAACAUCCCGAGUUUGCAAAGAUGCUUGAACUGGUAGGAAAAUUUGGAAGUGGACUUAAACCUCCUUCUUAUCACGAUAUUAGAGUGAAAUAUUUGAAAAAAGAAGUAACUCAUACCAUGGAAUUACUUGAGGAGUACAAAGCUGAAUGGAAAAAAAUAGGUUGUUCAAUUAUGUCAGACGGGUGGAUUGAUAAAAAGAGGCGUUCAAUUUGUAAUUUCUUGGUCAAUAACCCAAAGGGGACAGUUUUUUUUACCUCAAUUGAUACAUCUGAUUUUUCUAAAACUGCUGAUAAAGUAUGUGAAAUGUUAGAUGCAAUAGUAGAGAAAGUUAGAGAGGAGAAUGUGGUACAAGUGGUAAAUGAUAAUGCUGCAAAUUAUAAAGCAGCAGGUGAGAUGCUAAUAGAGAAAAGGAAAAGGUUGUAUUGGACUCCAUGUGCUGCCCAUUGUAUUGACUUUAUGUUGGAGGAUUUUGAAAAGAAGCUUAAAGUCCAUGCUACAACUAUUAGAAAGGCUAGGAGGAUAUCAACCUACAUAUAUUCAAGAACUCUUCUCAUUUCUAUGUUAAGGCAAUUUACAAAAGGAAGAGACUUGAUAAGACCAGCUAUUACUCGUUUUGCAACUACAUAUCUGACUUUAAGUUGCCUCAGUGAGCUAAAAGGUGCCUUGAUGACAAUGUUUACUUCAAACUCAUGGAAGUCUAGUAGAUUUGUCUCUCAACAAGAUGGGAGACGAGUUCAACAAACGGUGUUAGAUUCUAGAUUUUGGAAAAAUAUAAUUCGUUGUCUGAAGGCAGCAUUGCUAUUGGUAAAAGUUCUUCGAUUGGUUGAUUCAGAUGAGAAACCAGCUAUGGGCUUUAUUUAUGUGGAGAUGGAUUGAGCUAAGGAGAAAAUUAAAGCAAAUUUUAACAAUGCAAAGAAAAAGUAAGUUACUAACUAUAUAUUGUUUUAUCAUUUUACAAUCUUUGCAUUCUUUUAUCUACACCUAUUUAUUUAAUUUUAUUAUUGUUUAUGUAGCUUUGAGCCAAUUUUGAAGAUUGUUGAUGAACGAUGGGAAUUCCAAUUGCAUAGGCUAUUACAUGCUACAGCAUAUUACUUGAACCCUCAAUAUCAUUAUAGUCCAAAUUUUAAAGUUAAUAUGGAAAUAAAAUUGGGACUAUUUAAUUAUAUUGAAAGAAUGGUCACAGAUCCAGAAGAAAGGGACAAAAUAGAUGUGCAAAUUGAAAUGUUUAAGGGUGCAAAAGGGUUACUUGGUAUUGAAUCUGCUAAGCGUUCAAGGGAUAAAAAGGCUCCAGCCAAGUGGUGGGACACCUAUGGAGAUGGAUGUCCUAAAUUGCAAAGGUUUGCUAUUCGUGUGUUGAGCUUGACAUGCAGCUCUUUUGGGUGUGAAUGAAAUUGGAGUGCAUUUGAGAUGGUAAGCAAAGUAUAUUUAGUCAUUAUUUUAAUUAUGUUUUAAAUUUUGAACACCAUAUUUUGAUGCAAACUAACAAUUGAUUUUUGAUAACUUUAUAAAUUAUGUUUCAGGUUCACACAAAGAGAAGAAAUCGUUUGCAUCAAAAGAAGAUGAAUGAUUUGGUUUUUAUAAUGUAUAAUUUAAAGUUGAGAGAUAGGUAAUCCAUAAAAGACGAAACAUUUUUUAGCGUUGAUGAGUUAUCCUCAUAUGAUGAAUGGAUAACAAAAGAGUUUACCCAUAUUGAUUCCUCCAAUAGAAAUGAUUUAGAUAUUCUUAAUGGUGCAACAAUGAUGGAGUGUGGGGAAAAUGAAGUUGGUAAAGAUUUGGAAAGUCAUGGAGACGAAGGAUGUGAAGAUCCAUCUGAGCCUUUAGGCGAUUUUGAACUUGAAGAUGACCUUGAUUUAGAAGAUGAUGAUGAUGAUGAUGAUGAUGGGGAUAAUGAAGAUGGUCAUAGCUUGGACUUGGAUGAAGAUUUAAAUAUUUCUGUUAAUGAUUUAUUUUAGUUUGUAACUUUGUAUUUUGUGCUUGUAAUGUAGAAGUUUAACAAUGCCAUAUUAACAAAAUUAUGGACCCUUUUUGUGCUUGUAUUUUAUAAAAUUAUGUUAUUAUAAUUUAUAAACAUAUAUUUAUAAAAAUUAAAUAGUAUCUUUAAUUGUCUCUAAAAUCCUACGAUUUUACGAUUCGAUUUUACGGACCCUUCUUCGAUCCUACUUAAAAUUCCGAUUUUAACAACCUUGAAUCUAGUAGGGGUCCUAAUUUAUAGGAGAGUAAUCAACUCCUAUACAUUAGGAGAAUUGUUAGGAGGUUGAAUAGUCUUAGAAUUCUUCAAGGAUUAGGAGUAUGUGUGUUAUAAGUAAGAUUGUAUUAAUUAGUUUUGAUAUAUGAAAGAUUAAUUCUUAUUCUUUCACACAAUUAAGUAGGUAAGCCCUAUGAACUAUCACUUUUAGGUAAUUCUUAACUAGAAGAAAGUCUGUGGAAUCCUUAUUUUGUAACUUCAAUCCCCAUUCCAAAUUGGUGUGUAAUAGCCUAAAGAAAAUUUAAUUCAUAAGAGGAGCUCAUUGAGAUUGUAGACCCACUAAACUACCAUUUCCAAGCAAAGGAACCCAUUGAAUCCUUAUAGGCUAAUUUAAUUAAAUCCAUGACUUUAGACCAAUGUGAGAUGGCCUUUAGUUAACUUCUUUUUUGAUAAGUAAGCUGAGAAUGAGGCAACAUACAUCAUAAAUUAAGCUGAGUGGAGACUCAAAUAUGUGAGCCCACCAACUAUGACUUUUAGGCAAUUGUUGUUUGGAAAUGAGCCCGUAAAAUAUGCUAACUUGAGUUCCCACUCUGGAUUGAUGUGGGGUAGUCUUAAACUAACUUCUUUUUUCAAUAAGUAAGAUGGUAAAGGGAACACAUACUAUGCAAAUGGAGGUAAAUAAAGAUUUAAGUAAGCUAAUAAGAUUCAUUUUAUUAGGAUGCACGGGUCUUAAUUCCAAUCAACAAAAUUCAUUAACAUACAUUUAUGUCGUUAUUGUUAUUUAUUUAUUUAUUUAUUGCUCAUCUAAAACCACAUCAAUGCCUUGAUACACCACAUUCUAUCAUAAAAUAAAAAUGUUUCUUUUCAUCUUAUAAAGAUAUUUUCAUACCUUAGUGAAGUUGAUGCCAUUGUACAAGGCUAGAUCAAGAGGUAGGUUGUUGAUCUUAGUUGGGUUAAACUAAUUUAAAAGAAGUUAAAGAGAGGUGUAAAACUUGGUUCAAGUAAGGACUAAUCAAAUUGAGUUGGGUUGCUUCUUACUAAAUGAGACAACUGCAAAAUCUCAUCAUUAUCUUUUUCCAAAUAUGGCAAAGGAAAUCCUAGCAAUACUAGGUGGAAAGAACCUUUUUUGGACAAUGAUAGCAAAGUAGGAGAUGAGGAAGGCUUGAUAGUGAUUUCUCUUAUUUAGUUGAGGUUCCUCAAUCUACCCUAAUUGUAUUUCGGUUCUCUCCUCACUCUUCUCUAUUUUCCUUUUUCUCUUAAACCCAGUAUAAACCAAAAGUCUUGGAAAAUGAAAAAGAGAAGAAAGUCUUCUAGAUAGUGUUGGGAAGGUUGUGAAAAACUUGGAUAGAUGUUCUUUAGUAAUUAGUAGGAAUGGUAUACAAAAAUUCCCACAAGGGAGGCUUAAGUUAGACAUUUGAGAUAUCUACUAAGGGUGGGUAAGGGUCCCUGACCCAUACUCAACCCGUUAAUAUUAAUUAAUAUAUAUUUUUUUAUUAUUUUAUUUUUAUAUAAUGGAUAAAAUUACCAAAAAGAUAUAGAACUUUUGCCUUUGUUUCAAUAUUAUAACACUCUCUUGAAAUUUCGAAUAAUAUAAUGAACUUUAUGUUUAAUUUCAAUAAUAUAAUGAGCUUUCAAUUUUUUUCAAUAAUAUACCUAAUUUUAGGUUCAGUGUAAAUUAAUAUAAGUUAAAUUACCCCAAGGCCCUUGUGGUUUGGAUCACUUACACUAAUACCUUUAGUGGCUUAUUUUGGUUUGUAAAGGCCCUUAUAAUUUACUCUCUUUUUUUUCCUCAAACACCUUCAUCAAUUUUUAAAACUUAAAAAUAAAUAAAAUAAAAUUUAACUAAUAGAAAAUUAAAAAAAAAAAAGAAGAAUAGAUCUUUCUAUUCUUCAAACAAAAAAGCUAGUUGUGGAAGAAAGAUCACCACCAGCAACAACUACUAGG
This is a messenger RNA of Diospyros lotus (date-plum), 5936 nucleotides long. RefSeq lists its product as uncharacterized. The transcript has 2 exons. The record is from RefSeq and is a predicted model, not a curated record. Bases 1226 to 2683 code for a protein of 485 amino acids. Lineage: Eukaryota; Viridiplantae; Streptophyta; Magnoliopsida; Ericales; Ebenaceae.